Molecule: messenger RNA, 2361 nt
Organism: Momordica charantia (bitter melon)
Lineage: Eukaryota; Viridiplantae; Streptophyta; Magnoliopsida; Cucurbitales; Cucurbitaceae
Product: ribosome biogenesis NEP1-like protein
Source: RefSeq, a predicted model, not a curated record
UUAGAAUUUCCUGUUUUUGCCUCUAUGCCGUGUACCGGUUGCCUAUUUGCUUCUCUUGAUUCCAUUUCCCAAGUGUACUUAGCGUUUCAGUAGUGAAGUGACAUCCACCGAACGAGUGUUGCAGAUAAUGUUGUUUGAUAUUUUACACUCUGACAUGCAUUUUUUUGGUUCUGGUGUCUUAUGCUGUGCUUUCGAUUGUGGCACUACUUGGAUAUGGUGAAUGGUUGAAUAAAAAAAUUGGACCAUUUGUUUCUACUUGCUUUUAUGUGGUUGACAUGCAACUUGUUUGUUCUUCCUUUUCUGUGGUUGACAUGGGCUGUAUUUGUUAUCUGGAGUAAAUAAAUAUGUAGCAAUAUGGCUAGGGCAGAACUUCAGGGUGGUUGAUCCGAUAAGUACUAAGAGCUUUUGAUUGACUUCUUUCCUUUCGGAAUUAGCUUGUGACAAGUCUUACAUUAGUAUGAGUUAAUUGGUUGUAUAUGGUGAUGAAUUUCAUGAUAACAAAAAUUGGAAAUGAAUUGUGUAUGUUCGUUCCCCCCUCUUUAAUUCUCAAUGGACAUUGUUAUCUUUUUCUUGACCUAUCAUUUUGACUAAAACUUUUGGGCGAUCUAUACUUGAAAGCAGGAGUUAUUCAAUAUGAUUGGUAUUUUCAUGAUGCAUGUAAAUGUUUAUGGUAGUGUGAAAAUUUUGAAGUGACUGGUAUAUUACUCGGUUACUUGGUGAAAUUUAAGCAGAUAAGGUUCAGAAUAUCUUGGAUGAAAGGAAAACUUCACCACAGGAAGAUGUUCGAUUGCUUCGUAUGGGUGGUUACUUUGAGUAUUAAUUCGACGCUUGCGCAAUUAUUUUCAUUGUUCAAUCUAAAUAUUGCAUAAUAUUUAGGUUAGGUGCUUAUUUAUGGUUGACCAUCACUAAUGUGAAUACUGCUAAUUUUUAGGUGCAAUUUUUUGUUUUAAAAAAACUAAAAUAAAAAAUUGUUAAUUUUUUUUUAUUAAUAGUUGGCAAUGAAAAUGUGGGGUGGAAGAUCUAAGUCCGGGGGAGUGGCUGUAGAAUGAACCACCUGGGUUGGAAGAUUUGAGUCCGUGAGUGGCUGUAGAAUGAACUACUCUGGGUCAAGUUCGUGAGAACUACACUGGAGUUGGUAUAACUAUUGUGGGCAGAGGAUUUAAGGAUUUAAGUUCUUGAGCUGCUGUAGAAUGAAGCACUCUAAUAGGAGCUCCUAUUCACAUGGAUGGACUUGUGUUUUGAAAUUAGUUUCAUCAUUUAAAUUUUGUUUUUUUUAGCGCAAAAGAAAAUAGUUAAAAUAGGGGUUGGAUAUUAAAUAUUGUUAAGUUGCAAAGUUUUCGUUCGAAAUAUUUCACUUCAAAAAAAUAUUUUAUGAAAAGUUUACGAAAGGUAUGAUGAUGUUGAAACUUUUCAAACGACGGGGUAUAUUUGAAACGAUGCGCAUAAUUCAGGGGUUUCAUUUUAAUUUUUGAAUUUUGAAUUAGCGAAAUUAGAAUGAAGCGGAUGUGAGGCGUCCAGUUUAGGCGGAAACUAGACUCCUAAAAUCUCUGGAUGGAGGUAACGUGUCUGGCCAGGUGUUAGUAUUACCCGUUGCUACUCGUCCGCGUGCCCUUCCAAAACUUGGUCAACAAACCUUUUUAUAUCUCAAGCUCCUCCAGACUCCAGUCCCAUCCGAUUACGAUUGGAAGAAAUGGCUUUCAGACGGACUAAGCUAUGGAAAUCAAUGCUGGUGGGAAUUCCAAGCAGGAUAGAAGGGAAGCGCUGUUUUGCGUCGUCUACCACCGCUUCUUCUUCUUCAAGUUCUAAGAGCGAGUACAUGAAGGGGGAGUACGCCCCAAUCUACAUUGUUAUGGGGAUGGUGGUGGUUGCCGUGACGAUCGGAACCCACACCGCGAAGCAGCAGCUGUUGCAUUCGCCAGUGGUGAUGCUGAGCAAGAAGAAGAGGGAGAGCAUUCCGGAGGUGGAUGACCCCGACACCGUCAUCACAUCCGCCGACAAGUUUGUCAACAAAUCAUUUCUUAGGAAGGUGGCUCACAUUCAGGACCACAACAAAACGCUGCGCGAUCCCCAACACCCCGAUCCUUUUACACGGCCUCGAAAUGCUGAAACUCUCAAAACGGCUGGAGUGGAUCCUACCCACUCCCGCUAGCUGAACAACCUUUCCUUCACUUUCCCCAUGAUUCAACCCAAUGUUACGUUAUAUGUACAUACAUAAUGGCCCCUUCUGCUCUGCUCCGCUUCUGCUUCUAGAGUGAAGUACUAGCACGCAUGUACUGGCGGCCCCCUGUUUGAUUAUUUGUUUUUAUAUAUAAUAAACCAAACAAUUGUGCAAUCCCGGUCCGGGAGCACGGAUCCAUGCCA